Molecule: messenger RNA, 1623 nt
Organism: Malassezia japonica
Lineage: Eukaryota; Fungi; Basidiomycota; Malasseziomycetes; Malasseziales; Malasseziaceae
Gene: MPE1
Product: Protein mpe1
Exons: 3
Coding region: 1-1623 (540 amino acids)
Biological process (GO): ubiquitin-dependent protein catabolic process; protein ubiquitination
Cellular component (GO): nucleus
Molecular function (GO): nucleic acid binding; zinc ion binding; ubiquitin protein ligase activity
Source: RefSeq, a predicted model, not a curated record
AUGGCGACCUCGGCGGUCUUUUACAAGUUCCGGUCGCAGAAGGAGCCGCAACGGCUGACCUUCGAUGGGACCGGCAUCAGCGUAUGGGAGCUCAAGCGGGAGAUUAUUCUCCAAAACAAAAUGGGCAAGGGCACCGACUUUGACCUCGCGGUGUUCGACGCGGAUACAGACGACGAAUACAAGGACGACAACUAUAGCAUCCCGCGCUCGUCGCAUGUCGUUGUACGCCGACUGCCGCCGUCGCGGCCGGGGCGGGGGACUGCACAGCUGUACGUCGCCGACAUGCAGGCCCCGACCACUGGCGGCGCCUCUGAGCCCCAGCCAAGUGCCCCGACGCCUGUCACACACGCGUACCGCGGCCCGAUGACGAAGCGCUUCGACGGCCGCGAGGUCGGGCCGAGCGCGGCGCCUUCGGCACCGUCGGCAGACGGCGGCGACGAGGCUGCGCGCAUCGCUGCCAUGUUCCAGGCGACCACCGAGCAGUGGGACGAGACGCAGGAGCGCAUGGCCCACGCAACCUAUCGCGAGCGCACCGGCAUGCCGCGGCGCGCGCCGCCCCCGCGCGCCGGCCAGCCGUAUACCGUGCCGGCAGCGGAGCGCCCGCCGCCCCCAGCGGGCUAUAUCUGCUACCGCUGUGGCCAAAAAGGGCACUGGAUCCAAGAGUGUCCUACGAACGACAACCAGGACUAUGACAACCGGCCUCGCUUCAAGCGCACGACGGGUAUUCCGAAAAGCAUGCUCAAGACCAUCGAGCAGCCGACGGCCGAGCAAAUGUCGGGUGUGAUGGUCACGCCUGACGGCUCGUACGUCAUCGCGACACCCGACUCGGGCUCGUGGAACAGGAGCAAGGCGCGUGCACGGCCGCUGUCCAAGACGGACGUCUACCAGUCGGUACCGUCGGACCCGACGCUCGCUUGCCCGUACUGCUCCAAGCUGCUGCGCGACGCGGUCAAGACGUCGUGCUGUCAGACCUCGUUCUGCGAGGAGUGCGUGCAGACCUACCUGUUUGAGCACGACUUUACAUGCCCAGAGUGCGAGAAGCACAUCCCGGACAUUGAAAUGCUCAAGAUCGACGACGUGAAGCGCAAGCUGGUGCGCGAGUACAUCGACAAGACGAUCGAGCGGAGCGAAGAGGUGUUUGAGCAAGGCACGCGCGUCGACGAGGAGGCGAGUGCGGCCGCCGACGAAGCCCACGCCGCCGAGCUCGCCAUGAACGAGCCGACGAAGGACGCAAAGGACGAUGACAAGCCUUCGGACGACGCCGCACCGCCGCCGCCAAUGCCGCCGAUGCCGCCGAUGCCCGGCAUGGGGCCGGGUGAGCCACCGGCAUUCAAUCCGCAGAUGGUGCAGCAGCUCGCCAUCAUGCUGCAGAACCCCAACCUGCCGAUGCCGAUGCGCAUGCAGCUCCAGAUGCAGAUGCAGAUGCAGCAGAUGCUCUUCUUUCAAAUGUUUCCGCCGGGCAGCGCGCCGCCGAUGCCGGGCAUGCCGGGCAUGCCGCCGAUGCCAGGCGGCCCAGGCGGACCUCCUCCGCCCGGCCCUUCGCAGGAGGCGGAAACCGGCCAGCGCCGGCGGCACAACGAUGCGGGCGGCCGCGAAUCCAAAGCGCCGCGCCGGCGUGGAUAG